AUAUUUGUUUUCUCAAUCUCCCACAUUUGCUACGUUUAUGUUCUUUUUUUUAUUAAGUCCCAGUCUAUUCUUGAAACUCAAAAAAACCUAUAUAUAUAGAGAGAAACCAUUCAGACCAUUUCCUCAUUCAGUUCUUACACCAAAAACAAGAAGAAAACUUGUAGCAUUAACUUUUGUUUCUUGUCCUAAUGAAGACUACUCAUCGUCGGUUAUCUUCAUCUUUAACUAAACUCUGCGAGAGACUGUCCUCAUUCAAGAAUGGUGAUGACAAUAUAAGAGAAUUGCAAGCUGUCUUUGCUUACAUGGAUGCUAACAGAGACGGUAGAAUCUCUGUAGAAGAGCUUACGAAGAGUUUUAAUACAUUAGGAGAGCAACUUUCUGAUGAAGAAGCCAAAGUUGUGGUUAAACUGUCUGAUAUAGAUGGAGAUGGGAUGUUGGAUUUUGAGGAGUUUGCUCAGUUAAUCAAAGGGAGUGGUGAUGAGUUUACAGAGGAAGAGAAGAAGAGGAAGAUGCUGGAAGCGUUUAGAAUGUAUAUUGAUGAAAGUGAAGAUUGUAUUACUCCUAGAAGCUUGAAGACUAUGCUGAUGAAGCUUGGUGAGUUAAGAACGAAUGAUGAUUGUAGGGUUAUGAUCAAAGUUUUUGAUCUUAAUGAUGAUGGAGUUUUAAGUUUUGAUGAGUUUGCUCAUAUGAUGAUGCGUUAAAGAAUUGGCCCAUCCAUUGUUGUUGUGGCUUUAUUGCUGUAAAUAUGAUAUAUGCAAUCAAUAAACAUGUCUUUUAUUCAAUGUACAUGAAUCAUAUUCCAUUUUGGUUCUUAUUUCAAAAACUACAUGACGAAGCAUCCAAAAGGGAAAAAAAUGUUCAAAGAAUCGCUAAGAAUCCACUAGACCACUUUUUUUCUUACAAAAAAAAACACUGAUUUACAAAAAAAAAAAUUU
This is a messenger RNA of Brassica napus (rape), 935 nucleotides long. Its product is annotated as calcium-binding protein CML39-like. The coding region runs from base 189 to 701 and encodes 170 amino acids. Gene Ontology annotation, molecular function: calcium ion binding; enzyme regulator activity. The transcript has a single exon. The record is from RefSeq and is a predicted model, not a curated record. NCBI's taxonomy places the organism in Eukaryota, Viridiplantae, Streptophyta, Magnoliopsida, Brassicales, Brassicaceae.